AGCUCCGCCCCUGUACCACAGCUGCCAUUUUGGUUUUGUUCCGUUCGCUGAAACAAAACCAGAAACGCGAUACAGGCAGGCAGCAGACUGAACGACACAGUGACUCGGCAGGAUAGUGAAGGGGGCUUUCUCACAGCAUCUCGCCCAGCGCUGUUCGUGCUGUUGCUGUCCGUUUUCUCCUCGCAUCUACAUCAGCCCACAAUCCGCACCAUCUAAGUUAGUUUCACACGAGGAGCGGUUUGCUGACACUGAGAGUGGACUGAGAAGGAUUAUUGAUGUCCAGCUCGCCGCUGUCCAAGAAGCGUCGCGUGUCAGGAUCAGAGACGAAGACGGGAUCCCACUGCUCCUCCUCUAACUCUGUCAGAACCGAACUGUCCCACACACCAGCUAACGGCAUGGCUAAGAAUGGAAAUGAUGCUGAGAUCGACGAGGGUCUGUACUCCAGACAGCUGUACGUACUGGGCCAUGAUGCUAUGAAGCGCAUGCAGAGCUCCAAUGUUCUGAUCUCAGGGAUGCGAGGUUUGGGUGUAGAAAUAGCCAAGAAUGUAAUUCUGGGCGGAGUCAAGAGCGUCACCCUGCAUGACCAGGGCGUGGCCGAGUGGAGGGACCUUUCAUCACAGUUUUACCUCCGUGAAGAGGAUCUUGGGAAGAACCGUGCAGAUGUCAGUCAGACUCGACUGGCAGAACUGAACAGCUAUGUGCCUGUAACCUCCUACACUGGCACCCUCACCAACGAAUACCUGACCCAGUUUCAGGUUGUUGUGCUCACCAACUCUAGCCUCGAUGAGCAGACACGCAUCGGGGAAUUCUGCCACAGUGAUGGCAUCAAGUUGAUCGUAGCAGACACACGUGGGCUGUUUGGGCAACUAUUCUGUGAUUUUGGGGAGGAAAUGUUAGUGUUUGACACCAAUGGUGAGCAGCCGUUGAGCGCCAUGAUCUCAAUGAUCACAAAGGACAGCGCUGGUGUGGUUACGUGUCUGGAUGAAGCACGACAUGGAUUUGAGAGUGGAGACUACGUCACUUUCACAGAAGUGCAGGGCAUGACAGAGCUCAAUGGUUGUGAACCAGUAGAGAUCAAGACACUGGGUCCUUACACCUUCAGCAUCUGUGACACAAGCUCAUUCUCGGACUAUGUGAGAGGUGGUAUUGUCACGCAAGUGAAGAUGCCUAAGAAAAUUGCCUUUAAAUCCCUGCCCUCCUCCAUGGCCGAACCAGAGUUCAUGCUGACUGAUUUUGCCAAAUUUGAUCGUCCAGGCCAACUGCACGUGGGCUUUCAGGCGCUACAUGCAUUUGAGAAGAAGCACAGUCGUCUACCGAAGCCCUGGAGUCAGUCGGAUGCGGACGAGUUUGUGACUCUGGCUGAAGAGGUGAACGCUGCACAGACCGGAUCUGCCAAGCAGGAGCAGCUGGACCAGGCAAUCAUCAAAAAACUGUCCUGCAUGGCUGCUGGAGACCUGGCACCCGUCAAUGCCUUUAUUGGUGGGCUUGCUGCCCAGGAGGUUAUGAAGGCCUGCACAGGGAAGUUUAUGCCCAUCAUGCAGUGGCUGUAUUUUGAUGCUGUGGAGUGCUUACCUGAGGCUGAGGAUGUCGUUCUUACAGAGGAAGAGUGUGCACCUAGGAAUUGCCGGUAUGAUGGCCAGAUUGCUGUCUUUGGAUCCAAGCUGCAGGAGCUGUUAGCCAAACAGCGAUAUUUUCUGGUUGGUGCUGGAGCCAUUGGCUGUGAGCUGCUGAAAAACUUUGCCAUGAUGGGCUUGGCGAGCGGUGAUGGGGAGGUCAUAGUCACUGACAUGGACACCAUAGAGAAGUCCAAUCUCAAUCGACAGUUCCUCUUCAGGCCCUGGGAUGUCACGAAGAUGAAGAGCGAGACCGCCGCUGCAGCCGUGAAGCAGAUGAACCCGACAGUCCGAAUCACAGGCCAUCAGAACCGUGUAGGGCCGGACACAGAGAAGGUUUAUGAUGAUGACUUCUUUGAAAGCCUUGAUGGAGUGGCAAAUGCUCUUGACAAUGUAGAUGCCCGUAUGUAUAUGGACCGGAGAUGUGUGUACUACCGUAAGCCAUUGCUGGAGUCUGGUACUCUAGGCACCAAAGGGAAUGUGCAGGUGGUCAUUCCCUUCCUGACAGAGUCAUACAGCUCCAGCCAGGAUCCUCCAGAAAAGUCCAUUCCUAUCUGCACACUCAAAAACUUCCCUAAUGCAAUCGAACACACCCUCCAGUGGGCUCGUGAUGAGUUUGAGGGACUUUUCAAGCAGCCUGCUGAAAAUGCCUUGCAGUAUCUGACAGACCCAAAGUUUAUGGAGCGCACGCUGAAGCUCCCUGGAGCUCAGCCGUUGGAGGUGCUGGAGGCAGUAUACAAGAGCCUGGUGACAGACAAACCACGCAACUGGGAGGACUGUGUAGCUUGGGCUCGCAACCACUGGCAGUGUCAAUAUAACAACAACAUCCGUCAGCUACUGCACAAUUUCCCCCCAGACCAGCUUACCAGCUCUGGGGCGCCAUUCUGGUCCGGCCCAAAAAGAUGUCCUCAUCCAUUAGAAUUCAGCACUAACAAUGAUCUUCACAUGGACUACAUUAUGGCAGCAGCUAACUUAUAUGCCCAGUCAUAUGGCCUGCCGACCUCAACUGACCGCCCGGCUCUGACCAAGCUGCUGCAAGAAAUUAAAGUGCCUGAGUUCACACCCAAGUCAGGAGUCAAGAUCCACGUGUCUGAUCAGGAGCUGCAGAGUGCCAAUGCAUCAGUCGGUAAGAGAAGAGAUGACUCUAGGCUUGAAGAACUGAAGACACUGUUGCCUUCUGUAGAAGCGACUUCUCAGUUCAAGCUCUGUCCCAUUGACUUUGAAAAGGACGAUGACACAAACUUCCAUAUGGACUUCAUUGUAGCGGCUUCUAAUCUGAGAGCAGAGAACUAUGACAUUCCUCCUGCAGAUAGACAUAAGAGCAAGCUCAUUGCUGGAAAAAUCAUUCCAGCCAUCGCCACGACGACAGCUGCUGUGGUGGGUCUUGUGUGUCUGGAGCUGCUGAAGAUUGUUCAGAAACACAAGAAGCUUGAGUCCUACAAGAACGGCUUCAUGAACCUUGCUCUACCUUUCUUUGCCUUCUCUGAGCCCAUAGCUGCCCCCAAGCACAAGUACUACGAAAUUGAUUGGACGCUUUGGGACCGUUUCGAGGUGAAGGGCAUUCAGCCCAAUGGAGAGGAAAUGACACUCCGACAGUUCUUGGACUAUUUCAAGAAUGAACACAAACUGGAGAUCACUAUGCUCUCUCAGGGAGUUUCCAUGCUCUACUCUUUCUUCAUGCCCGCGGCCAAGCUUAAAGAAAGGCUGGAACUGCCGAUGACUGAGAUUGUGACCAAGGUGUCCAAGAAGAAACUGGGGAAGCAUGUUAAAGCACUAGUUUUUGAGCUCUGCUGCAAUGAUGACACAGAAGAGGAUGUCGAGGUCCCCUACGUCAGAUACACCAUCCGCUGAGAGGGCUGUUGGGGUAGGGAAGGGGACAUGUCGGAGGAGGGAGAGGGCGGCCCACUGGGAAUGGGGAGUAUCAGUAUGCUUGGAGAGCCCAAAGAGAAAUCAAUCUUUUUUUAUUUUAAUUUUUUUUUUUUUUUUAUUUAGUUACUGAAUAAUAUAAGAAUUAAAUCUCAAACACCCCCCUCUUUCUCUAUUGGUUGAGCUCUCUAGGGUAUGAAUUAAUCAGGCUGGUUAUCAUUUGGAAUAUGGGGAGCAUGUGAAUCUUUGGCUGUAACUUAUUUGAACUGGUUGUUGUAACACAGCUUCAGUGUAUGAAUUAAUCUGUACACCGAUUGUCACUCCCUCCCUCUCAAUCAUCUUUUUCGCACUGAUCUCUGUUUCUGUCCUCAUGAUACAUUUCUGGGCAGCACCAUGUUGCUUUGUAUUCUGGAGAAAAAUAUUGACUAAUGCCAAAAAAUGGAGUACAAAGGAAAAAUAUCAGUUAUGUUUGCUUAAUUUUUUUUCAAAUCGCUUCCUUGGCUUGAUGUCACGUUUAAAUGUAACUUGAAAUGCUCUUUUUGGCCAAGGUCUUGGAGCGAGUUGGUCCACUUACUGAACUCCUGCUCUCCCAUAGGCCCAGUGGGAACAUCCCUCUGCCUCUCUGGCUUCUGUAUGGGUUGGGUUCAGGAACUUGCACAUAACUUUUUUUUUUUUUUUUUUUCUCCCCAUUUUUUAAUUUUCUUUUUUUUUUUUCUUUUUUUUGGCAAACUUCUGGUGUACACCUUGUAGAACAUAAACUCUGUAUUCUUUCUACUUUGUUAAACUCCAAAAAAAAAAAAAAAAACAUUACAGUACAAAAAAGUGAUUUUACUCUGUAAUGGGAGCACUUAGUGUGUUAGUGAAUAAAGUUGAAAACAUUUCCUUGCUUUAUUGUCUUUUCUUUGCUAUUGUUGUUUUUAAAAUGUAUCUAUAAAGUUAAUAAAAAGAAUCUGCAGUUAAGCAAA
Ctenopharyngodon idella (grass carp) is the source of this 4444-nucleotide messenger RNA. It is a transcript of the gene uba1, whose product is annotated as ubiquitin-like modifier activating enzyme 1. Gene Ontology annotation, cellular component: cytoplasm; SUMO activating enzyme complex. Gene Ontology annotation, biological process: protein sumoylation. The transcript is spliced from 26 exons. The record is from RefSeq and is a predicted model, not a curated record. Gene Ontology annotation, molecular function: SUMO activating enzyme activity. Lineage: Eukaryota; Metazoa; Chordata; Actinopteri; Cypriniformes; Xenocyprididae. The coding region runs from base 276 to 3464 and encodes 1062 amino acids.